This is a messenger RNA of Trichomycterus rosablanca, 2014 nucleotides long. RefSeq names its product serine hydrolase like (gene serhl). The record is from RefSeq and is a predicted model, not a curated record. Bases 208 to 1173 code for a protein of 321 amino acids. Lineage: Eukaryota; Metazoa; Chordata; Actinopteri; Siluriformes; Trichomycteridae. The transcript is spliced from 12 exons.
ACUGUUUACCUUUUGUUUUGAUCGUAAUUAAGAUUAAAAACAUAUUCGCUUUAAUUCAGUUGUAGUGUGUUUUAUCUGUUCCAGGGUUUGUGUGUGUAUCCGAUAUUACACCUAGAUAAUUGCACCGUGUGUAAAGCUUAGCCGGCUAGCUGAUUUAAAGUUGAUUGAAUCAAAGUUCACUUACUGUGUGCUGUUGCUGUAUGAGGAAUGAUUCAAACACUGAGAACUAUCAGACAUUUAACCACAGCAGCAAUGAAACAACAAGUGUCCGAGUUGCAGGUACCUGUUCCAUGGGGAGAAAUGAGAGGCCAAGUUUGGGGCCCUGAUCAUGGGCAUCCUGUGCUCUGCAUACACGGCUGGGCAGACAACAGUGGCUCCUUUAACAAUCUGAUCCCACGGCUACCUAGUGCUUUGAGGUAUGUGGCCAUCGAUUUGCCUGGUCAUGGUUUGUCCUCUCACAGACCUGCUGGAGUUGUAUACACAUUUCCUUCAUACAUUGCAGAUGUGCGACGAGUUGUGGAAGCUCUUCAAUGGAAACGCUUCUCCAUAAUAGGUCACAGUAUGGGUGGAAAUGUAGCUUCAAUGUUUAGUGCAGCGUUUCCUGAGAUGGUGGAGAGUAUAGUGCUUCUGGACUCUUAUGGAUUUCUCCCAACACAUGCGAAAAGAUUAAGUGGGAUCAUGAACAAAGGAAUUGAGGAAAUGAUUCAGUAUGAAAAAAAGGCGGCUGACAAGACAGAAAGGGUGUACACCUACGAUGCAGCUAAAGAUAGGCUAAAGGUGGCAAAUCCCUCUCUUUCGGACGAGUCAGUACAGACUCUUCUAGAGCGAGGAGUUCAAGAGGUGGAAGGAGGUGUGGUGUUUACCAGAGACAUCAGAAUUAAUCUGACUAACAUUAUACGGAUAACUCUGGAGCAGAGUCUACAUAUGCAGUCAAAGAUAAAAGCUAAAGUACUUGUACUGAGGGCAAGCCAGGGUUGGGUGAAGAUUUUUCCCCAACCGGAGGAGUUUGCUGACCCAUUGCUAAAGGGCUGGACGGACCAAGGAAACACCCUGGUGUUAAUAGAAGGAGAUCAUCACGUGCACUUAAACAACCCAGAGCUUGUAGCACCUGUGAUUACUGACUUCCUGCUGUCACAUACUUCUGAACACACCACCAAUGCUUCAAAAUUAUGAGACUUUUUAAAACUAUCUUCCAUACUUGCAUCACGCAAUGUACUUUCAUAUACAAACACAGGCUUAGUUGAUCUAAUCUUAUUAUUAGAGUCGGGCGGCACGGUGGCUAAGUGGGUAGCACUGUCACCUCACAGCAAGAAGGUCCUGGGUUCGAUCCCCAGGUGGCUGUGCUGUGACUGAUUAAAGACAUUUUAUCAUCAUUACCUGCUGGAGUUGUAGAAUCUUCUAAAAUUUUACAAUGUUUCAGUGACAAUGAUAUACUACACUUUACAGUGUAUAUACUAAAUGCCCCAAAAGCAACAAAAAUGAGCACUUCUGUGAGCCACUCUGAACAAAAAUGUACAGCCGGAGCUUCACAAGGAUAGGAUAUAUGACGGGGUGCUAUUUAAAACAUUACAGUGGUGCUUGAAAGUUUGUGAACCCUUUAGAAUUUUCUAUAUUUCUGCAUAAAUAUGACCUAAAACAUCAUCCAUUAUUGGGAUUUUAGGUAACAAAAUGUCAGACUUCAGCUAAAUUACUAUCUAUAGUUUAACAGAAAUGGCAUUUGAACUGUCUGUAGAAUCUGCUAUAAGUCUUUACACAAUGCAUGCCUUGGAACUGAUGUUUAGCCAGGAGUAUCUUGUCUGUGCUAGUCAUUUUUAUUUUUUUGUUACUGCAGGUACCCCAAGUCUCAUUUAUUAGUAACUGUUUUGGUGUGGUUGUUAUUAUUUAGUAACUGACUGGUUAAUUUAAUUGAUUUAUAAUUAUUAUAGAAGUGGACAAAAGUAAAAGUGUAUUGCCUUAUCCAGGUCUUUGUAAACAUCCAUGAAUAAUGUCAUCUCAAAUAAAACUCCUCAUACUA